AUGGAGGAGGCUUCUUUGGGAGUGACGGCAAGGCGACAAAGGGAGAAGGGAGAUGACAAAGCAGCGAUCGACGUCCUUGUAGAGCGAGAGCAUCCUGCGGCCGGUGGAGAGCAGCGCCUUGACGUCGAUGAGGUGGGAUGCCCUGGUGGUGAGGAGAUGGGAGCGGAUGCGAAGCACGUCCAUGCGGUAGAGCAUCGUGUGGGCGAUGUAGAGCGUGGCGAUAGACCAGAGUGCUGUGAUGGUGUAGAGGAAGGGCGCACGGAUGCGGUAGAGGAACUGGUCACACUGGUCAAAGAGUUCUCUGAAAUAAUCAGAGUGUAUAACAUAACUCAACUGAGUGCGGAAGCUGAAACAGUUCCUGUUCUGCGAUAUCAGCGCCGGUGCGUCCCUGAAGGUGAAGCCGUGACUGUACAAGGUCGGCAUCACGCCCCUGCACUGGACGAUGGAGCGGCAUCGGCAGCUGUGCCCCGACGACUGGGAACUGGGGACGCCGUGGCUGCCCGGGUCACAAGGGUCCUCGUGAAGGCAAUCACCGCAGCCCCAGUCGCGGCACGAGAUCUGCUGGAACGCGGUGAAUAG
Babesia ovata is the source of this 579-nucleotide messenger RNA. RefSeq names its product NFX1-type zinc finger-containing protein, putative. Bases 1 to 579 code for a protein of 192 amino acids. Lineage: Eukaryota; Apicomplexa; Aconoidasida; Piroplasmida; Babesiidae. The transcript has 2 exons. The record is from RefSeq and is a predicted model, not a curated record.